Morone saxatilis (striped sea-bass) is the source of this 3125-nucleotide messenger RNA. RefSeq names its product EPS8-like 3b (gene eps8l3b). Gene Ontology annotation, biological process: regulation of Rho protein signal transduction; positive regulation of ruffle assembly; Rho protein signal transduction. The record is from RefSeq and is a predicted model, not a curated record. The transcript is spliced from 20 exons. The coding region runs from base 235 to 2199 and encodes 654 amino acids. Lineage: Eukaryota; Metazoa; Chordata; Actinopteri; Moronidae. Gene Ontology annotation, molecular function: actin binding. Gene Ontology annotation, cellular component: vesicle; plasma membrane; ruffle membrane.
CGGUCCAACCCUCCUCAUCCGUCAUUACCGUCCUCGCACUUUGAUCCUGGUGCCUUCAAGCAGGAAGUCAAAGAAAUUUUCUCUGUAAGCUGUGAGAGGAACAGGUGCUAUUUGCUGUGAGCGGUCUUGGUAGAAGGGAACAAUGACACCGGAGCAGAGCUGACGCUGACUGGUUAGUGAUUCUUGCCAAUCUGAAGUUUUAACUCCAAAACAGCCCAACGUUGUAGUUUGAAAAUGUAUGGAAACAGCGGACCUUUCUCUUACUCCCCAAGGGGUUUCUCGAAGGAGGACCUCCCUCAGCCGAGAUGGGCUGUCCAACAAGAUGACCUCAGGGGGUCUCCACUGCAGAGAAACAACAUGUCCAGACCUAGUGGAAAGUCAAUAUACAUGCAGAGAAAGGAGUACUCUGAGACGCUGAACAGACAAUCUGACAACUUUCACGUCAGAGUGGAGCACCUGUUCACCUGUGAGCUGGACGGCCAGGAGCUGAAGACAGUGGACAGCUGCGUGGCUAAACUCAAGAGGCUGGAUGCCAAAGGUCGUCUGUGGUCGCAGGAGAUGAUCAUGGAGGUUCAGGGAGGACAUCUCCUGCUCAGUGACAUUGAGACGAAGGCAGAGCUGGAGUUGCUACCAUUGGCUUGCAUCCUGACAACCAAAGCUGUGCUGGAUAGCUGCGCCUACAACUCUCUUCUGACAGUAACAGUGCAGGAACGCAACAAACACAAUCCCCAAGUCUUCAUGUUCCAGUGUGAGGAGACAGGGGCGGAGCUCAUCAAGAGUGACCUGGAUAAGGCCGUCCAAAAAGGAGGCGCUGUUGUGGAACCACGGAGAGAGCCGACUGACAUCAGGAGUAAUCUUGAAAAUAUCAUCGGGCAACAAGCUCUGGGAAGUUUCCGGCAGCCUGGAUUUCAUCCUGUGCAGCGAGAGAGGACCCCACCGCCACCAGAACAUCCGCUCCAACAGUGGAGAGAACCAGAGAAUUUCGCCCCUACACGCUACACCCCACAAGAACCAGUGAUGCAUCUUCCCGACGUUCGUGAAUUACAGAUCAGCCCAGAGGUCCCUAUGUCACCUGUGCCAGCAGACACAGAGAGGAACACGGACAUUUUUAAUCAUGUUCUAAAUGAUUUGGAGAUCUUUAUGGGCAAAAUGUCAACUGCAAUGAAUGCACCUUCACUGAAAGGAGACCAGAGGAAAAAGAAAAAUGCAUCUAAGAAGAAAAAGUCAAAGGAAAAUGCCCCAGCCAUCAGUCUGCCACCAUGGGAGGAAUAUGUAUCCUGUCUUCAGAAAAUCAAAUAUGGAUUCAAUCUGCUGGGCCAGCUGGACGGGUCACUGAACGGCCCCACUGCUCCUGACUUUGUCCACAUCUUCUUCGGUAAUUUGGCCAUGAUUGUGCCUCAGUAUCCUGCAGACCUCCCUCCCACUGUCAUCUCCCCCCUGCUGACAGUGGCGGCCCUGCGGCUGCUCAGUCAGGUUGUCGACCCGGAGGAGGACAACCUGUGGAGGUCUCUGGGAGACAGCUGGAACCUCCCCAGGUCUAGAUGGCCGGAAGAUGUCCCAUCGUACAUCCCAGAGUUCUACGAUGGCUGGCAGCCGCCUCCACCCUCACACAGGCCUUCCCCGAUCCCUUAUCAGAACGGUCCAAUGAGCAGGAGCAACAGCCAGCGCAUCCCACCUGGCCAACACCAUCCCGAAGAGCCUAUGACCAACGGUCCAUGGAGUUCACCACCACCAAUAUACCCCAGUGAACCUCCCCUGUACAUGAGGGUCAUUUACGAUUUCAUGGCCAGGAACAGCCAGGAGCUGAGCAUUAUGAAGGGUGACGUGGUUCAGGUGGUUCAGAAAUCCAAACAAUGGUGGCUUGUUCGCAACAACCGCAAGGAGGAAGGCAAUGUUCCUCAGAACGUUCUGGAGCAGAUGAACAUGGACGAUCUACCGGACACUCGUGGUCCAGUGACCUUGGACAUGACCUCCACAUCUGCAGAGGUCAAAGCCUGGCUGGAGUACAAAGGUUUCUCCAGAAUCACUGUGAACAGCCUCGGGGUGCUGACUGGUCAGCUGCUUCUGGGGAUGUCCAAGAAUGAGAUAAGGACUGUGUGUCCAGAAGAAGGAGGGAAGGUCUUCUUCCAGCUUCAGGCCAUUAAGUCAGCCAUUGCACUCGCCAGUGAACCAUCAAGCAUGUACAACAGCCGUUACUAACGACCUGCUUCACUGCUCCUUCACUUCCUUUUCUCCUGACUGCAUUCACAGAUCGAAAUCUGGAAUCAUUAGCGUCCAAUUAAAUCUUUAAUCUCAUAAAUUAUCUUAUGUGGGUGGCUGCUUUCAGCAUUUCUAUUAUUUAAGACCAAGAACUUUUAGUGAAUGAAAUGUCUGUUAGAUAAUUUAUCACCAGCAGCAAUAGUUGGAAGUUACUCAACAAAUUUCCCUGAAAGGACAAGAAAGAAUCUAUUUACUCCAUCUAAUCUUUACUAGUUUAUUUCACUUAUAUACUUCUAGUUAUUUUAAGUAAAUUGUGUAUAGUCUUCCCAAAUGUGAUUAAACCAAAAAAUAUGUAACUACACUACAGUUGGAUUGAUUUAAAAACUGCAGUUAACCAUUAUUAGAUGCACUGUAUAAACCUGUUUAUUUUGCUUCAUUAACUUAUACCACGUAUUCCAUUUUCUUUUAAUUGAUUCUUAAAUGUUGUGUAUUGUACAGAAAGUGAUGCUGAAAUUGAGUCAUAAACUGGAAGAAACAAAGUCAGUAAAAGAUUUACUUUAAUCUGUCAAAUCAAAUCUCUUUCAGUUGUAAUAAAGACAUUAAGUGCUUUAAUUCAAAUUAAAGUUUCUACUCAUCUUUAUAAUAUCAGUAGACUUGGAUUUUUCUUUUUGCACAAUUCAACUAAAGUGGUUUUAACCUGACUAAAUGUUGUGAUACAUGUGAUUCAAGGACCUUAAACUAGUUAACAGGAUAUAAAAAGACAAAGUACAGGACAACCUUUCUCUAGUCCUGAAUUUACAUUAUUGAGUUGCACUUGGGAACUUGGUUCUUUCCAUUGUUUCUGUAAGGUGUAAAUGCAUCAUCUUUUACUCUUUCUUGUUUCCCCACUUGGCCAUCUUGUUGUUGACAGGAGUCUUCAUGAAUUU